AUGUGAUCCAAGUGUAUUGUUCUGGUGGAUUUUGUUCUAUAGUUUGUCGACGGAUUUUGUGUUUACUGUGCUUUCAUUACAGUUUUUAAAUGUUUAAAUUACAAGAAAAACUAGCCUCUAAAUUACGACAAUAAACUCGUUUUAAAGCUUUUCUUUUUGUUUAAACCGGAAAAUUUGUUUAACGAGAAGAUUACUAUGCAUUAUAAUAAAAUAAAAUACCUUGUUUAUAUGGAUUUAGUUACAACUUUAUUGCAGUGUUGAUGACUCCGACCGAAAAGUAUCAAAAGUGUUCGCUCUCAUUCCGGUUUUUUAUAGUAUUUAAAUCUGUUUCCAAACGUAAAUUUUCUAUGAAUCUUUACGCAACCGCCGCGAAAAUCCCAUUGAAAACCACCAAUAACCAUAAAAACGAGUGAAAGUAAACGUAUAACUUGACCAUAAAAACCAUAACUCUUUUAUAUCGGAACCGGUUGAUGGUGUAACGCGAUGGAAAACCGCUCGUUAUAAAUGUGUUAAUUUGUGUAGAAAAGGGUGUUAAUGAGCGCAUGAUCGAUUUUAACCGAUUUUCGAAGUGCCAGUGAGUUGGUGGGCCGAACAACAUGAGUGUUCCUAAUUUGAACAUCGUGCAAAUUACAGAGAUCGAAGCGGCGGAGGCGUGCAAAUGGCUACGAGCCGCCGGCUUCCCGCAGUACGCCCAGAUGUACGAAGACCUCCAGUUCCCCAUCGACGUGUCAGGCGUACAGAACGACCAUCCGUUCCUGGACGCGGAUUCUUUGCAGUCUCUCUUCAGGCGGCUGACUGCGCUCAACCGAUGCGCCACCAUGAAGCUAGAGCACCAUCAUCAUCAGAAGAGAUCGAACGACUCUGACGAUGACCAGUGCGCGCUCAGCGACAAAUGGCAGUACGAGAGGAAGUCGCGGCGGUGGUCGCGAGUCGUCGAGAUCACGCCGCAGGCGCAGAGGCGGUUACAGGUGAUAGCCGCAAGAGCGAUAGCAGAGAGAGAGGCCAGAGAAGCGAGAGGGGAAGAGGAGGAUGAUGAGGACGACACUCUGCCCACCAUCAGGGUUGGACUGGUCGACGCUGAUGGCCACUACACAGAUGUUGAACCUGACUUACUAACAGUACCAGGCCAACCAAUGAUACAGUUACCAAGUGACAAAGAAGAUGAAGAAGAUAACGGCACUAGAUUUAGAAGAACGGGCUCAGAACGACUCCGGGACGGCGCAAAAGCCUUGCUCAGACGAGUAGAAUCUCUCAAGACUAGGAGAAGAAAACGGCAAAACAGAACCGAAGUCAUCGUCUCCUCUCCUCACUUCUUAGAUACACAAACAGAUCGAUAUCCAGAUUUAAAUUAUAUCGACAUGACUCCCACAACUCCUACAGCGUUUCCUUUUCCAGAUUUUGCUAGUUCUCCUUUACAUGCACCAGCUAUUCGAACUCAACCUCCUUCACCUAUGACCAUUAUGCCACCAUCUCCCAUCGCUCCUCUGGAGCAGUCUUUUGUUUUAAAUCCUCCUUUUGGCGAUGAUAGCUCUAGUUAUGCGUCAGAUGGAAGUAUGGGGUCAAGUAAUAAGAGUUCUAAGUCAAAAUUGGGAAAGGCGAAGCGGAUAUUUCACAGAGGGAUCAAGAAUGAUGACUCCAGCGCAUUGAGUGACUCGGAAUGCCAACCGGCGAGUUGGAGACAUAAUUAUUAUAGAGAUCAUAAUACUCAUCACAAUACUGAGGUGUACGUAGAACCUCCGUCACCGAUAGAACUAAAGCCAGACCCGGCAGUGCUGAAGGAGGUGCAGAAGUCCCCUGGACACACGACGCACAGGCGGCAGGCAAUUCGCACCAGCUCUCUAAACCUGGGGAAAGACGGACAGAAAUUUCGAGACAGAAGUUUGAAGAGAGAUAAGUCGGCGUCGAGAAGUUCUGAACUCGAGGGUAGUCCGAAUUCUGCUGGGUCGCGGUCACACGACGGUGACCAGGAUGACGAUGAUGACAGCGUUGACAGCAAAUCUAAGAAGAAUAACAUUCAGAGGUGGUAUUCCUUCCGGACGACUACGCUGAACGGAGGUCCCAAGGCCCACAAUACCCUGCAGCCAGUAACCAAUCAAAAGGAUCCGGAGGCCUAUUUGUCUCGGCCAAUGUCAUCUUUAUCCUGCGGGCAGCUACACAUUCUCCGAAAACUGGCACUCCUUCGACUAACCGCGUGUAUGGAGCGGUACUGCCCUUCACACAAGUCCGGUUGGAACUGGGAAUUACCAAAGCUAAUUAGAAAGAUCAAGACUCCUGAUUAUAAAGAUAAAACCGUAUUCGGCGUGCCGCUAACCGUGUCGCUGCAGAGGACAGGCCAUUCUUUGCCCAAGCCCAUACAGUGUGCGCUCAACUGGCUGAAAAACAACGCCCUCGACCAGAUGGGGAUUUUUCGGAAAGCCGGCGUCAAGUCUCGAAUAGCAAAGCUACGGACAAUAGUGGAAAGCGCAGGGGCAGUGAACGCUGCCUUUGCUAUCGAGAACAUGAACACAGUGGACCCUCACCAGUCGAGCCUGAACUUUGACAGCGCGCAAGCGCACGACGUGGCUGAUAUGGUGAAACAGUACUUCAGGGAGCUGCCUGAUGCGCUGCUGACGAAUAAGCUUAGCGAGACGUUUAUUGCGAUAUUUCAACACGUACCCGAACCUCUCAGGCCGGACGCGGUGCAGUGUGCAUUACUCUUACUUCCCGAAGAACACUUGGAGGCGUUGCAGUCGCUACUCAUAUUCCUAGCUGAGGUUGCGGAGCAUUCGGCCGUGAAUCAAAUGACAGCGUCUAACUUGGCUGUAUGUUUGGCCCCUACUCUGCUGAGGCUACAUCACGCGCCGCCUCAGACCGGUAGUACAAAGGAAGGAAAUUCGAAUAGAAUGGUGAUAGAAAGUGUGGCCGACCAGCGGCAAAUCAGUGAAAGUCGCGCAGCUCAUGCAUGUCUCCUGCUACUGAUUCAGAAGCAUCAACAGUUGUUCCUGGCACCAGCAGACAUGCUGGCGCGAUGCAAGUUCAACUACUUCGAGGAGAGUGUACCUGUAGCACUAGAAGAAUUAGGAGCAGAUUUCAACCAAGACUGGAAAGGUUUUCAACAAGCCUGCAUCAAAGCUUUACUAAAAGAAGCCAAAGAAAAAACGAGAGGAUGGAUGUCAGUGUCCGGAGCAGCGCCGCACGUGGAGCUGUGCUGCAAGAAAGUCGGCGAUGGUCACCCUCUGCGGCUGUGGAGGGCUACCACUGACGUGGAAGCACCGCCGCAGGAGGUCAUGCAGAGAAUUCUUCGCGAACGUCACAUAUGGGACGACUCGUUAGUGAAAUGGCGGGUGGCAGAGAAGCUUGGCACGAACGCAGAAGUGUUCCAGUUCAUAACCGCCUCGAGUAUCAACUUACCGCCAAGAGAUUACUGUGUUUUAAGAUCCUGGCAGCAAGGCGGCGGGGGUGGCGGCGGCGGGGGCGGCUGGUGCGCGGUGGCGGAGACGUCGGUGGCGCACGGCAGCCCGCCCGCGGACGGCUCGCGCGGCGUCGUGCUCGCCUCGCGCUACCUCGCGCAGCCCGCCGGCAAGGGCCGCAGCCGCCUCGUGCAUCUGGCCAGGGUUGACACUAUGGGACGAACGCCAGAAUGGUACAACAAAUGUUACGGCCAUAUAUGUGCGUUAUAUUUGGCUCGCAUCCGGGCCUCGUUCAAACACAACACCGAGGACCAGAGUCGAAUGUAUGAUCCAAGCAUUCCACUUAAGCCGGCCAAAUAGUGCCAGCUUAAGUUUGACGUGAAGGGACGUCAGUGUGUACAUAGCCUUAUUUUAAAGGCAUAAAUUCUGAGAUCGGACAGUUGGGCGUCAUUUGUAUGACGUUUUCGGAAUAAUUAACCUUAUGUUGUCAGAAUGACGCCCAGUUGUCCGAUCUCUGGGCAUAAUUUUAAGCUUCGGGGAAUUCCUUAAAACAAUGCAUAGGCUCGUGCAUCAUGAGAUGUAUCAAUGUAGAUGAUACAUCAUAGUUCUAAACACAAGGGAAUUACUUAGUAAGAAUAUUAAGGAUGAAAAAUUGUUAUUACUCAUUGUACUGAAGGGACUUUUCUUGUAAUUGUUAUAUGAACACACUAGGGAGUAUGGAUGCAUUGUUAAAGAAAAAUCUAGAGGUUCUAUAAACCUAUUAAACAAAAACAAAUACAAUUGAAAAACCAUCGAUUCGCUUUGGAUACUUUAAAUCGUACAUUUUCAUUUAUGAAAUAAUUAAUAGCACCUAUUUUAUCACUUGACUAAACUUGACUUGUUUCCUCAGUAAUAAAUAGGUAAGGUAGAUUUUCUGUUACCUCUUCCAUGACAUCUAAGCAAUGAGUAGGUAUAUUGCCGUUUUCGCUAAACAAAUAUUUUAAUCAAGUUUGUAAAACAAAAACACUGUAGUAGUACAGUACCUAUAUGUAUGUUGACAAAGUAUACCUACCUACAUAUACCUUCACCUUAUUAAACAGUUAAAGGUGGUAUUUAAUACAUAUUAUUUGACAUUGAUUAACUAAGCUACAACGUAUGUGACUUCAUGUGGUGUACAUAUUGUUCAAAAGUUAAACCUGAAGAUCUGGAGAACUUUUAUUAGGUAUAAAAGUUUAAAAAUGUAUGAAUAGUAGGCAUACUGAGAACAGAGACUUGAGCGUCUUUACAUUCUGAGACUAUUUCAUGAAUCAUCCUGAAUUUUUCUUAAGAAAUACAAAAAACGAUUCACGCGCGUGUAUCUCCUAAUGUUGUUUUUACGCUAUGUUCUAUGAUAUAGGUACAUGUGUGUUUUUUGUAAAUUUGUGCGAGUGACCAAAAUUAUAGUCUUCUUGAUUCUAGGUGUGUCUGAGUGUAAUGCAUAAUAAAAAUAGUUGUAAGAUGAAUGUUCAAAACCUACCUCCAUAUUCAAGAUUGUUUUGCCCUAGUUAAAUUCCCUAGUAAAGGGACCUACCAAAAAGCCUGAAAUAUAUUUAAUAAUUAGUUUAUCUGUAAUUAGUUAGUUAUAUUUAAAAUUACCAUCGUGAUGUUAGUUUCCCCAUGGUGCAUACAAUAUUAAGAUUAAAUAUUAUACUAAAAUCAACAAUCUCAAAUACUUGCGGAUCACUUUACCAUACCUUCGUGUUAAUGUUGUUGUUACAUAUCACUAGUCAUAUAUAUUUAAAUAAAUAACAAUAAAUAUAUGAAUUUUAAACACAUAAUAACUGUACCUGUCCUGUGUUCAGGAAUAGUAUUAAAUUGUAUUUAUGAUAUAUUCAUUACUAUUAAUAAUAUUAAUAUAUAAAUAAAUAUUGAAUCCUUUAUUAUAAUUAUGGGUACACUAUAAAAUGAAUAAUCUUCAAUGUGAAUAUUUUUAAAGGAACUAAUGUUGAUUGACAUUUUAUAUGUAAAAAGUCUGAAUAUAAUUGUAUAUAAAUUGUUAGUGUAUUUAGUUACAUUUCAUCACAAUUCUCUUUAUAAAAGUAUUCUAGAAAAACAUGUUUUUCAGCACAAGUUUUAUUAGACCGAUACUUUAGGCAAAAUAAAAAGAAUAUUCUUUAGUACAUUUCAUAUGAAAAUAUCAAAUAAAGAUAUAGUAUAAUAGUAAAACAAUAUGUUAUGUGUUUCAUAAAUAUGUUAUUAAAAUAUUUCAUAACACCAGGCAAAUAAAAAUACAUUUCCGUAUUACGAAUAUUUUUUAUACCUAAGAUUACUGUAAAGUGGCCAGUAUACAUUUUGCUUAGUUGUUUACAUGUGUUUAUAUCAAAUAAAUCUUAUUGAGCCAUAAUUAUGAAACACAGGAUAUAUAUUAUAUUCCUUUACGUUUCCCUCGAAAAACAAAUUCAAACCAAAAAAUCACAUUAUGGAGAUACUUAUAUAAAAUAAAUAAUAUAAAUAUAUAUAGAUUAAAUAUUUGUAAAUAUAUUUACAUAGAAUAAAAAAUAUUUAGGUACCUAGGUAACGUGUUGUAAUCUCAAUUUAAAAAGGGGUCUUAGUCACAUUCUUACUACAUGUUACAGUAUUUGGAAUUUUUGAAGUUGUGUUAGUAGGAAUGUGAACAAUGCCCGUCAUAUUACUAUAAAAUUAGUUACCUGCCAAAAACACAGUAAGAUUAUAAAAACUUAUUGUCUGACAUUACAAAAUAUUGUCACAUAAUCAUUAUUGUAGCUAUUUUAGAAUUCUGGAAAGUAUUUGACAAUAUUGCAAAGACCAGUAGUUUUCAGAUAUUAAAUAAAUAGACCUAUUAAAACUAUUCUUAUACAAUAGGAAUAAGUUAUGAUCAAAAUUAUGGUAUCAAAUUCGAAAUUGCAUUGUGGUUAAUUGCCUAUUUAGUGAUAUUUACACUUGUACAGUCAGCAUCAAAUAUACAGCUGUACUGUCAGAUAACCUUAGAGGCCUAAUAUAUCGCAAUCCAUCUUUAUUACUAUUGUAACAAAGAUGUGUUUGUAUUAUAUAUGGCUACUUUAGCAGAUUAUUGUGCUGACUCUACAAUUCAUUUAGAACAAAUAUAAAUUAUUUACUACCAUUAAAAUAAACAUUCAUUGUAAUUACAUAAUUUCCAAAACAUUUAAGAAUACAUUCAGAUUGAUCGUCAAUAUUAUGUCGUAGGUGAAUUGAAUUAUAUACCUAUGCACAAUAAACUGGUAAGUAUUACAUAAAUAGCAAAUAAGUUAUUGAAAUAUUCACCGUUAAUACUCCAAAAUAUCUGUUAUAUUAAUGUGUAAAAUAAUUAUACCUUAUUACAUUGUGAUUUUAUUCUAUAUGAAAUAUAUGGACCAUUAC
Messenger RNA from Leguminivora glycinivorella, 6746 nucleotides. RefSeq names its product rho GTPase-activating protein 7 (gene cv-c). NCBI's taxonomy places the organism in Eukaryota, Metazoa, Arthropoda, Insecta, Lepidoptera, Tortricidae. The transcript is spliced from 20 exons. Gene Ontology annotation, molecular function: GTPase activator activity; lipid binding. The coding region runs from base 597 to 3749 and encodes 1050 amino acids. The record is from RefSeq and is a predicted model, not a curated record. Gene Ontology annotation, biological process: actin cytoskeleton organization; regulation of Rho protein signal transduction; signal transduction.